CAGGUCGACCAAAAGUGGGGAAAAACACUUUCGCAAAACAAUUGCGUAUUCAUUUUGGGGACGGCUUUCCACCUAGCGCCCGAAUGCAGCUGGUGUCGGCAAUAGUAGCCAACAUAAUGGAUGCUGUCGUUCGUGUAUUGAAAGUACUGCACAAACGUGGGACACAGUUUGAAGACACCUCACUGAGAGAACUUGCCAUCGAAUGGAUAGAGACUCAGCCAGUUGGAGGUUUUCUUUCGAAGCUGCUUCAGACAACUGAAACACAAUCAAUCCGCAAUGAUCUCCGUCGAUCUUCAUGCGUCUGGCAACCUGGUUUCCUGCAGUCAACGCAGUUCACCCCCAAAGUCAGAAUAAGUGUGUCCACGGAUCAGGUACGUGCAAGAGAUGAAAAAAUGUCACAGGCAACAGUCCCCACCCAGAUACUGGAAAAUAAUACUGCCUAUUCACUUUUACGCUGCGGUGAAAAUCGGUCACCGGCCAACGAAAACGCCUUUCUUCAGGACGCACUGCUACGCAUAAUCCAGUAUAAUGAGUCGGUUCCGCCAUCGCUGAUGAAAAAGGUUGAGCAAAUGGGAAAAACAGAAGUAAUCGAGUGGCUGAAAGCGGACUCACUGGAUAUCGGCAAGUUAAUGCUACUGUAUUCGGAGGUCGGUGAUACCCCAGCUGCCGAAAUGUCUGUUGGAUUACCUAGUGACCUUCCUCCGUCUACCCCUAGUGCGUCCCCACCACUGUCUUAUGAGGACGAGCUGCUGGCCAGUAUCGUAGCGGAAAAGGAAGUUAAUUCGGCCAGUAGCCAGUCACUGACCUCAGAAAAUUCCCAAAAUCCUUCCAUUAGUAAUUCGUUGAUCAACAUCAACGGCUCUUCUGCGGAAGCGCACUUUGUAUCUAAAGCAGGAUACUUACAUAAGAAAAACUCUUCGCCCGAAAAUAUACUAAAUAUUGAUAGUGCCGAAGUUGGUAAAAACAGUGACACGCUCAGUUCUGCGAGACAAGUGCAAACGAUGGAGUUGAAUGUCUUCAGAAAUACGAAGUUCGACGGCUCGCCUGAAUGUUUCCUGGGCUCUCGGCUCAAGGCGACUUUAAAGUUAUUCACCGAAGAGGUUCAUGUGCAAGAAAUGUUAUAUAAGCAAAACUGCAGCAACUCAGAGCUGAUGUACGCUGAUUUGUACUUUCUCAAACACGUUGAUCGCUUGAUACAAGACGACUACGUUCCGACACUUCAGGAUAUAUUGGUUAUGCGCCAGCCGUCAAACGCUAUUGGAGAAUCGGUCAUCCGCGCCGGCCAAACCACCGUCAGAUAUAUUACACUACCCGAAGGCGGCAGCAAGAUACGAAAAUACUUGCACUAUUUUGAAUCAGUCAACGUAGUUAUAUUUUUGGUUUCCCUAUCGGAUUGUUUUCGGUCAUUGCACAAUCGGGAACCGAAAGUAAGAAGAUUUGAUGUGACUGAACGUCGCCUUAUUUCAAUUCUAAUAGGACCAUACACUAGACGACAUCGGCAGAUCAAAUACGAACUACAAGCCACAGUGGAUCUUUUUGAGACACUGGUAGUUUCACCGUAUUUGCGCCGAAAGGACUUCAUUGUCUUUUUCAACAAAAUGGAUCAACUACGUCAGGAAAUGAUGUCCACGAUGAAUCAGUCAGAUUGCGAAGGUAAGCACUUCCAAACUUCUUGGUUCCAAUUCGUUAAACCUUAG
Messenger RNA from Dicrocoelium dendriticum, 1697 nucleotides. The record is from the annotation of a GenBank genome assembly. NCBI's taxonomy places the organism in Eukaryota, Metazoa, Platyhelminthes, Trematoda, Plagiorchiida, Dicrocoeliidae.